Messenger RNA from Drosophila takahashii, 1386 nucleotides. It is a transcript of the gene mus81, whose product is annotated as mus81 structure-specific endonuclease subunit. Lineage: Eukaryota; Metazoa; Arthropoda; Insecta; Diptera; Drosophilidae. The record is from RefSeq and is a predicted model, not a curated record. Gene Ontology annotation, molecular function: DNA binding; 3'-flap endonuclease activity; crossover junction DNA endonuclease activity. Gene Ontology annotation, cellular component: nucleus; Holliday junction resolvase complex. Gene Ontology annotation, biological process: resolution of meiotic recombination intermediates; DNA catabolic process; double-strand break repair via break-induced replication.
CGCAAGGGCCGCGCGAACAUUCAUGUUGAAAUUGUCUUCGUUAAUUGGUGAUUUUUUUCCAUUUUCCUCUAAUUAAACGAUAGUUAAGCCAUGGAAACUCGUCUGGAAGUGCGCCUGUGGGAGCCGAACCCUUUGUUCACCCGCUGGCUGGAGCGCUGGCUGCGGGAGGCGGAGCGCCGGCAGCAAAAGUCGCAGUUCAAGCUGCGUCAGGCGCUGGAAUCCCUGCAAAGUUAUCCGCUGCCUUUAAACAGCGGACGCGACUGCUCGAUUCUGCGCGGAUUUGGGGGCACCCUCUGCCAGAUGAUCGACGAGGAGCUGCGCCAGCACAGGGGCCUCCGAUUGGCGUCCCUUCCGCAGGAGGACACCCUGCAGCAGCAGCAGUACGAGCAGCAGGUGAAGGAGGUGCUCCGCCAGGUGAAGGAGCGCCAGGAGAAGCAGCAGGAGCAACUGGAGCAGCACAGGAAACCCAGGAAGCCGACCAAGAAGGAGCUGGCUGAAUUGGCCGCUUUAGAAGAGCGGGAACGCCAGGUGCUGAUGAAACCGGGCGGAUUCCAGCUGCUCCUCCUCGUGGACACCCAGGAGACGAGUGGCAAGAACAAGCGGGUGCUGGACCAGACCAGGAGCUACCUGGAAUCUUUAGGAGCCCGCCACGAAGUGCGUCGCCUGACCAUCGGCGAUUUCCUCUGGGUGGCCCAGGAUGCGGAGGGCAACGAACUGGUUCUACCCUACAUAAUCGAACGCAAACGCAUGGAUGACUUGGCGGCCAGCAUACGGGAUGGUCGCUUCCACGAGCAGAAGCACCGACUGCAGCAGAGCGGCCUGAGGAACAUCAUCUACCUGGUGGAGGAUUACGGGGACAAUGAGCAGCUGGGAUUGCCUUUGGAGUCCCUCCAGCAGGCUUUGGUCAAUGCUCGGGUGCAAUCUAAUGUACAGGUGGUGCGCACCGAGAAUCACUUCAGAUCCAUGAGCUAUUUGGCCGCCAUGAGUCGCUCCCUAAGUCAGAUAUUCUCUGGGAAAACACUAAAAAGCGUGGAUCGGGAAGAACUCAAUAGAAAAUCCUGCAUUUUAAUGGACUCCCAGCUGGGGCUGCUCAAGUUUCGCGCCCUCUACGAGGAUUCCGCGAAGAAUGCCCAGUUGACAGUACGCGAAGUGUUUGUGCAACAGCUGCUGCAGCUCCACUCACUCUCCCUCGAACGAGCCAUGGCCAUUGUGGAGCGAUAUCCCACGCCACGCUGCCUUUUAGAGGCAUACGAGGAGUGCCUAGAUGAAAAGCAGGCCCGGCUACUCCUCUCCAGCAUCGCCUGCGGUCCCCUGGAACGUCCUCUCGGCGAGAAGAUCAGCCAGUGCCUCCACGAGUUCUACACAUCCACACAUUUUCGCUAGAAC